UGAUGACCCACCUAUCAGAAUACUGUCUAUGAGCUUCAUGGUUGGUGGCCGUUGCGCAACACCAUCGUCUAAUAAUGCCCUCUGCUCUCCGUUGGUUCUCUUAUCGGUUGCGAUGGGUGCAGCGCUGAGCGAUCGGGGCAUGUGUAUGAGUGGGGCACCCGCACCUUGGGGAAGCAACGGACUUAAGCUACCUGGAGCUUCGGUCUACGGCCUCAAGUCCGGGUCUCUGUCUGAGCAAGGUUUCCGACCAUAUAAAAGCAUGCUAGCUCUUGCAUCACACAACAUCACUCCAGAAUCUCGACUUGAAAACCUGUUCAUCCCCCAAGGAAACAACAAUGACAUCCACCGUCGUCUUCAUCACCGGCGCCAACACCGGCAUCGGCUUCCAGAUCGUCCGCGCACUCAGCGACUCGCCCCAGAGCUACCACAUCCUCCUCGGCGCCCGCUCGGCCACCAAAGCCCACGACGCCAUCCAAGCCAUCCAGACGGAAUUUCCCAACUCCUCGAGUACACUCACCGCGACCAUCAUCGACAUCGAAGACGACGCAUCCAUCCAACAGGCCUACGAAGAGAUCUCGUCGGCCCACGGUCGGGUAGACGUUCUAAUCAACAAUGCAGGUGCAUCCUUCGAAACCCCAGCCACGCGUGGUGACCUGACAUCAGAACGCGACCUCUGGAACAAAACCUGGAGCGUCAACACGACCAGUACGCAGAUCGUGACCUCGACAUUCAUCCCGCUGCUGCUCCAAAGCCGCGACCCCCGCCUACUCUUCAUCACCUCGGGGACCGCCACGCUCGCCGGAACCGAGAACCUGGCGAUCGCCGUCAACCGGGCCCCGACCGCGACCGGGUGGCCGAAACCCCCCUCCGGGCCCGGGGCGGGCGGCGUGCCGGCCUACCGCAGCGCCAAGACCGGCCUCAACAUGCUGAUGCGCGAGUGGCAUCGCAUCCUGCAGCCGGAUGGGGUCAAGGUCUUCGCCAUCUCGCCGGGGUAUCUGGCCACGGGGCUGGGGGGCAGUCCCGCGCAGAUGAGGGCGAUGGGUGCCGGGGAUCCGACGGUGGCGGGCCCGUUCAUUCGGGCGGUGGUGGAGGGGGAGCGCGAUGCGAAUGUGGGGAGGGUCUUGACCAGGGACGGCAUUCAGGAGUGGUGAUGGGUCGGGAUCUACUGAACUGAGCUUUCAUAUCAUACUUAUAAUGCAAGAUUUGUUACAGCAACCGACAAAAACAAUCCCACUCGAACGUCGAGGGAGGCGAAGGCUUGAUUGUCGUUCCGAACCUUGCUCAGGUAAUAU
Molecule: messenger RNA, 1292 nt
Organism: Aspergillus fijiensis CBS 313.89
Lineage: Eukaryota; Fungi; Ascomycota; Eurotiomycetes; Eurotiales; Aspergillaceae
Product: putative short chain dehydrogenase
Exons: 2
Coding region: 336-1151 (271 amino acids)
Cellular component (GO): intracellular anatomical structure
Molecular function (GO): oxidoreductase activity, acting on NAD(P)H, oxygen as acceptor
Source: RefSeq, a predicted model, not a curated record